Molecule: messenger RNA, 2055 nt
Organism: Linum trigynum
Lineage: Eukaryota; Viridiplantae; Streptophyta; Magnoliopsida; Malpighiales; Linaceae
Source: the annotation of a GenBank genome assembly
CAUCACAAAUCCAACACUGUCGCCGGAAAAUUUCAUCCGGUCGCCGGAAAACUCUCUCUCUCUCAAUGGACUCUGGGAGGAGCAAAAAAGAACAAUGGCGCACAAAGGAAUAGUUGGCCCUCAAUUAACUCUAACUCCAAGUAGUAAUCUCCGAACUCCCCCCCCCCCCCUCCCGGCCGACGAAUUCGAAUUUUCCGCCGCCAAAUACCUAUAGGGAGUAGCCGGUAGCCUGGCCGCGAAUUCGUUGAGAGCCAGCUAGCCCUCCCGACGGUGAGCAUCGUCCUCGAAUUUCAACGAGUAUCUCUCCGGAUCGUACUUGAAUUCCUCGGACCUGUAGCCCCUCCGAUUCCGCCCGAUUACGAGCCCUCGACGACACUAGGCCUGGAUCUCGAGGUCGUGGAUGUUAAUCUAGCUGGAUAUCACUGCCACCGCGGGCUUGGAUUUGGAGUACUCGGAAAAAUGAUGGUCGGCGGGGUAGAACGCCGGCGCCGGAAAAUUAUGGCUGGUGGAGAACGUCGCCGGAAGCGGAGGGGGUGAGAAUGGGUGAGAGUUUUUGAAAUUAUUUAAUAAUUAAAAGUAAAAAUAAACAUGCAAUUACUACAUUGCCCUUUAUAAAAUUGGAUUAAUAGGAGCCCUUGAAUUUUAAUGAAGUUGAGUGGCUGGGAUUCACUUAGCCAUGUAACUAAGAGGACCCCCUUAGUCACCUGAUCUCAGCCCAUGGAUAAAGGCACCAGCAAAUCAUUGACAUUAGCCACUGGAGGAUCCAGAAACUUAGCAAAAUGUUGGAUAAUUAUGUUAUCUAUUAUAAUUAGUAAAAUGUUGGUGGAAUUCAUUUUGAAAUUUCUAUCUCAAUUAUUUGAAAUUAUACCCGGCUAUGAGUCGUUAUUUUGAUUUUCAGGCCUGGCUGAUUCCAGCGUGUAACUAUCUAUAUUUUGAUUUAAUGCAAGAUUAUCUUUUGUAAAAAAAAAAAUCUAAUUUCGUAGAAUUCAAAAUUUAGAAUCAAUAAUAAAUCAUUUUAAAUACCAAACAUAAAAAAAUUUAUAUCAAACUGAAUGCAAUAAAAAAGUACAAAAUGCUAUUAACUGAAAAAUACAUGGCAAUCUAGUAACUUUUUGCCGCCAGCUGAGUUAGCUCUUUCUCCAUUAUAUUUUUCUUGCCCUCUUUCCCGGCGACGAAGGGAGAUCUAACUUGGACUCCACGAGAAAGGAAGAGAAGAAGUUGCGCCGCCGCCCUACCUCCUCCAUCCGCCACCUAUUGAGCCGCCGGAUUAAAGGAAUUCGCAGUUUCCCCUUGGGUAAGUCCACUCGAAUCUCUCUCCUUCUAUAUUUCCUUAACUGGUACUCCCAAAUUUAAUCUGCACCCCGGCGAAAACCUAGCCUCCUUAGCUCCGUAUCCCAGUUGCUCACUGAUCUGGUAGCUAUACCGAGAGCUUGAAGAUCGAGGAAAAAAUCAGUUUCUUAGCUCUGGCGGUUUCUCAAUGGAGCUUUGUUUCCCCCCUCUGCAGAUUUGAAUCUUGCGAUUCCGUCAGCUGCAGCAGAACAAAGCUAUGUCGGCGCUCUUCAACUUCCAUUCGUUUCUCACCGUUGUGCUGUUGGUGAUUUGUACUUGCACUUACGUGAAGAUGCACUUCCCAGCCAUACUCGAACACAAAACAGGGUUUCGUGGUUUCUUCUGGAAGGCAGCAAGAAUAGGUGAACGUCUGAGUCCUUGGAUGGCAGCAGGAUGCUUUGGGAUGGGUCUUUCAAUCAUAUUUUUUUGAGCAAUGAACUUUGGGCCUUUGUAUUCAGAAGUACGUCAACCUUUCCAGCUGAGUAAUUUUAACCUCUACUGCUCGAGAACCACUUACAGUCUUACAGAUGUAUCCAUACAUGGUCUAGUAAUGUGUUACAUUACAGGAUUGAAAGCUGUUUUCCAUUCAUCUGAUCUCUAGAUUAGAUACUAUCAUACUACUAAAGCUUUUUUUUUUUUUUAGUGUGUUAGGGAUUUUGUUUUUCGGCAGCUCCUGAGACUUAGUUUGCUCUUAAAGAACUGAAUUAAGAAAAUCCAACUCAUUAG